Drosophila sulfurigaster albostrigata is the source of this 1065-nucleotide messenger RNA. Its product is annotated as odorant receptor 42b-like. Bases 1 to 597 code for a protein of 198 amino acids. Gene Ontology annotation, molecular function: olfactory receptor activity; odorant binding. Gene Ontology annotation, biological process: detection of chemical stimulus involved in sensory perception of smell; sensory perception of smell. The transcript has 3 exons. Gene Ontology annotation, cellular component: plasma membrane. The record is from RefSeq and is a predicted model, not a curated record. NCBI's taxonomy places the organism in Eukaryota, Metazoa, Arthropoda, Insecta, Diptera, Drosophilidae.
AUGUGUCCGACUCUAUUUGGUAUGAAUAUUCGGCUACACUUGAAUCUAUUGAAGCAGCGUAUUCAGAAAUUGCGAAUGGAUGACAUGGAAUCGGAAGUUGAGGACUACGAAAAACUCGUUGGCUGCAUCAAUGACCAUAAGAUUAUACUAAAAUGUACUUAUAGGUAUUGCAACGUCUUGAGACCUCUCAUUUCGCGUUUUGUCUUUGUUCAGUUUAUUAUGGUUGGCAUAAUAUUUGGUCUUUGUUUAACGAAUUUAAUCUUUUUCGCCGACUUGUGGACAUGCAUGUCUACUAUAUCCUAUAUUUUUGGUUGCAUUUUUCAAACAUUUCCUUUCUGUUACAUUUGCAACUUGUUGGAUGACGAUGUAAACGAUCUAACUUUGAGUAUAUUCCAAUCAAAUUGGUUUGGUUGUUCUCGACGUUAUAAGUCCUCUCUGCUGUACUUCAUGCACCAGGCUCAGCAACCAAUUCAUUUUACAGCUGGCACCAUUUUUGAUAUAUCUUUGGCCACUAACAUAAGCCUGGCGAAAUUUGCAUUCUCGGUGGUUACAAUAGUACAACAAUUCAAUUUGGCUGAGAAAUUGCAACAAAAAUGAAUAUGCUUGUUAUCAUAUAAAUAUACUGAAGAUAAUAGUCACAGUUUAAAAAGACACAGUAAAAAUAAUCUGCGAUAAAUUAACCCAGUUUAAUAUAAUGCGAUGUCCGAAUUUGGGUAAUCUCGCCUUUUCAGAAUGUUUGUUUUUUGAUACCCGUGAAACACAAUUAUGAAUAUGCUUGUAAGCAUAAAAAUAUACUGAAUAUGCUUGUAAACACAUAAAUAAACUAAUAGUCACAGUUUGAAAAGCACACAGUAAAAAUAAUCUGUUAUAAAUUAACCGAGUUUAAUAUAAUGCGAUGUCCGAAUUUUGGUAAUCUCGCCUUUUCAGAAUGUUUGUUUUUGAUACCCGUGAAACACAAUUAAUUUACCAACUUAAUACUAAAUGCACACUUAACAAAUAAAUCGAACAAAUUUUAUCAUGAAUCAUUUAUUUGGUGUAUAAUUAAAUUUAUUUAAAAACUUACAA